Messenger RNA from Solanum tuberosum (potato), 1056 nucleotides. Its product is annotated as F-box/kelch-repeat protein At3g23880-like. Gene Ontology annotation, molecular function: protein binding. The transcript has 2 exons. The coding region runs from base 1 to 1056 and encodes 351 amino acids. NCBI's taxonomy places the organism in Eukaryota, Viridiplantae, Streptophyta, Magnoliopsida, Solanales, Solanaceae. The record is from RefSeq and is a predicted model, not a curated record.
AUGGAUGGCCUCCCCCAUUUGCCUGGAGAUAUUGUCAACUCCAUCUUCUUUAAGCUUCCUGUGAAAUCUCUUAUACGAUUCAAAAGUUGUUGCAAAUCAUGGUAUGGUUGUAUCGAUGACGCCGACUUCAUCAAGUCACAUCUACAUAAAUCGUCUAUCGAUAUUAGUCGUAAAAAAAUUGUCUUGGUUAAUUCAAUCUUUCUACAUAGAGGAGGAACACGCAAAUUUAAAAUUGUGUCAAUGGAAGCAUCAAUUAAUGCUGAUUCAAAAGUUGUGUAUCUGAAUAUCCCAGAAUUCUUUAGUGACUAUUUUUCUUUGGAAGUGUUUUCAUGCAGUGGCUUGAUCUUUAUGACGUCAUACGAUCCUGGCUAUUGUAUGACAUUAUUGAAUCCUUUGGUUGGAAAAUACAAACUCAUUCAAAAUUCUCUUUUCAGUCAAAACACAAAGACAAAUCGUUGUUGGACAUCUCCAAUAUUUGGUUUUGCCUAUGAUUUUGUGGCUGAAGAUUACAAGGUUAUAUGUGUACAUCACUUGAUAAACAAAUACUUCAACAACGUUGAAGUAUACUCGGUUAAAAAUCAAUGUUGGAGAGCAAUUCACAAUACUUUUCCUGUUUCCCCUGAUUCUUAUAACCAGCACCUAUACAGUAAUCAAGUUUCAUUAAACGGUGUCAUUCACAGGAUGUCAUACAACAGGGCAGUUAUAUCUUUCCAUCUAGUAGACGAAAAAUUUACUGUAACAGUAGUGCCAAAAACAUGUGGGAAACAGCCGACAUUACAUGUAUUGGGUGAUGGCGUCUGUGUUUUCACAACGGUUGGCGAGGAAAAUUUGAUUUGGUCGCUGGAGAAAGAUAGGUGGAAUUGUAUCAACAAGUUUCACUCACACGCAUUGGAAUGCCUAUAUUAUAUUUACCGAUUAGAGAGGGAGUUUCUUGAUGAACCUCAGAAACAGAGCAUUCUUGGUGAAACUAACAGAGGGAGUUUCUUGAUGAACCAUAAAAUCAGAGCAUUCUUUUCUGCAGCAGGCAGUCACAUUUGCGAGUUACUAACAGAAUGA